AUCCGCGGUGUUCCAUUCUAUAAAGCAUUUUCGGAUAUAGCAAUUUUUGAAGUGGAACCUAUCGAUGAAUUGGUAGAGAAAUUAAACGAAGAAAAUAAGGAUGAGUAUGAAGAAGGGAUACAUUUUGAUCUAGCAUGCAUAUCGGAAUCAGUAAUUCGAAAUAGAAGAUCGAAUUAUAUUAUUGUUUCAUACGGGCGUAGAAAAAAUUUAUUACACGAAGCAGAUGAUAAUCCAAUUAAUGUUCAAUUGAAUCUUCUUCUUGAAAAUAAUGUUUAUAACGAUGAAUGCCCGGCAAGCAUUCCAUUGCCAGCUUGUGCACGUGUUAUGCUAAUCGAAGGUCAAAAUACUAUCACUGAGGUUUGA
Messenger RNA from Acanthocheilonema viteae, 363 nucleotides. The record is from the annotation of a GenBank genome assembly. Lineage: Eukaryota; Metazoa; Nematoda; Chromadorea; Rhabditida; Onchocercidae.